Colletotrichum spaethianum is the source of this 795-nucleotide messenger RNA. Its product is annotated as putative transcriptional regulatory protein. Bases 1 to 795 code for a protein of 264 amino acids. NCBI's taxonomy places the organism in Eukaryota, Fungi, Ascomycota, Sordariomycetes, Glomerellales, Glomerellaceae. The record is from RefSeq and is a predicted model, not a curated record. The transcript has 2 exons. Gene Ontology annotation, molecular function: zinc ion binding; DNA-binding transcription factor activity, RNA polymerase II-specific. Gene Ontology annotation, biological process: regulation of DNA-templated transcription.
AUGUCGGACAAUGAGUCCGCGGCGCCCUCCACCAACGGCUGGCCUGUCAAGGAACCGCCGUCGCCGAGUGGCAGCGCGCAUUCCGGCUCUGACAUGGACGAGAAGCCUAGCGAAGCUGGCAACAACGCCCCCGUACAGAAGCGGCGUCGUGUGACUAGAGCCUGCGACGAGUGUAGACGCAAAAAAAUCAAGUGCGACGGCAAACAGCCGUGCACGCACUGCUCCGUCUACAGUUACGAAUGCACAUAUGACAAGCCCUCGAACAGGCGGAGGAAUCCGGCCCCCCAAUACAUUGAGGCGUUAGAGAGCCGUCUGCAGCGCGCCGAGACCCUUCUGCGCAAGUUUAUCCCGGAUGUCGACCUGGCUGAUCCCACGCUGGAUCCCGCUGUCCAGCAGGAGUUUCGCAACAGGGAGCACGCCCGGGUGCAGACCUCCAAGCUGAGGCACGACCCCUACGCCAGCCCCGAGAAGGACGACGCUCAGCUAUUGUCCAUGAUUGAGUCCAUCGGCCAGCUGGACUUGGACGACAAGGGCGGCUGGGACUUCCACGGCGUGUCGUCCGGUGCCGUCUUUCUGCGGCGGAUGAAGGAGCACUUCAGGGGUAUGAUGGGCCCCGUCACCCAAGUCCCGUUCCUGCCGAGACCAGAAAGACCUGCUGGCCUGAUCAACCUCGAUUCUCCAGCGUCAGUCGCCAGCUCACCCUUCGACUCUACCAUUUCCACCGCCCCCGAGCUUCCCCGAAAGAGGUGGCCAGAAAGCUCUGCUACCUCUCGCUCAACUGCGCAACGUGUCUGA